ACUAUCAGUUGUCGGAGCUUAUUCAUUUAAAACGAACGGCAUGGCGAAAUUUAUGUUUAUCAUUUUUAUUUGUGCAAUUAUUCCGCAAAUAUUCACCCAAUGCACGGUGGAGAGAGCAGAGAAACGGUUUCAAAGAUCAGUGUACGAAUUCUCUUUGGAACUGCUGACCAGGCUCGCUCAGGAGAAAGAUAUCCACUUCGUGACCUCCACGUUGUCGACAUGGUCGCUGUUGACGGUCACCUCACUGGGCGCCGCCGGCACGACGCUCGCAGAAUUCAAAGAAGUUCUCAAACUACAUCCACGUAAGUGUUUCAACUAUAAAUACUUGGAACUCGCUAACUCCGUCUCCGAAAAUAAUGAAACCGAUGUGAUCGUCGAGAAAAGCUCUGCCAUAUUCGUCGACGAUAGGACGCCGAUCCUAAAAUCUUUCAAAAGGCGAAUCAAAUCAGUAGUCGCCACUGAAUUUGAAAGUCUGUCAUUCGACAAUGCCGAAGCUGCGGCCCAGAGAGUCAACGACUACGUGAGCAGAGCUACACACGACGUCAUAGACGAAAUCGUCUCGCCAGGAGAUCUAGAAAAUGUAUUAUUUAUCAUGAUUGACGCCAUAUUUUUCAAAGGCGCGUGGAAGUUUCCGUUUCCUCGAGAAAAUACGCAAGUCGCAGCAUUCUACAAUGAGAGAGGUGCACAAAUCGGACAAACAAAUUCAAUGUUUAUUACAAAGAAGUUAAACUAUAGAAAUAUAGAUAAAAUAAGCGCCGAUGUGUUGGAACUUCCAUACGGAAGCGGUAACAGGUACUCGAUGUUGGUGAUUCUGCCGAAUCGAGACGUUUCCGUGUAUACAGUUAUAGAAAAACUUAAAACUGUAAGUUUGAAAUCUAUACAACUUUUAUUCGAUGAAUACGGACCCACUAGCAUGGAAGUCAAUCUUCCUAGAUUUAAGAUUACCUCAGAUCUGGAUAACUUAGGAGAGUUAUUGGAAGAUAUGGGUCUGAAGACAAUGUUCGAUAGCAGUAAAGCCGAUUUUACGAAACUAUCCAAAUACGAAGUGUACGUUUCUAAUUUUAUCCAAAAGGCUGACAUAGAGGUGACCGAGGAAGGCACGGUCGCUGCUGCAGUCACCGAAGAGGAGUUUUCAUUCAGAAGUAGCCCCACCGUGUUCAACGCUAACAAACCAUUCCUGUUCAUGAUUGUAGAUAAGAAGGUAGAUGUCCCAUUAUUUGUUGGUGCAUAUUCUAAGCCGAGCGAUAUGGAGCUGGGAUCAGAAAUGGUGGACACAUACAACUUGUCUGCAGACCAAAGGCGAUUCUAUGAAGACAAUGGAUAUCUGGUUAUUAAGAAACUCAUUGAUUUUACAUGUUUGUAUGGAUGCAAGCAAAGGUUCAUAAAGAUUUGCAAAGGCGUGGUGGACAGGGGGGGUAUGACUAUAGUGAAAGAGCCGAGCCUCGCAGCUCAAGGGGCAAAGGGCGAAGACCUUAUCAAUAAGAUAUCCGAGAUCCACUUCGACGACGUGUUCGCGACAUACACGGAGCACCCGCGCCUGCUGCACGUGCUGGCGCAGCUGAUCGGCGAGCCCAUGCGCGUCAUCAACAGCAUGCUCAUCAACAAGCCGCCCGGCAGCGUGCGCCACCCGCCGCAUCAGGACCUGUACUACUUUCCGUUCCGUCCGGCUGAGAAAAUCACCGCUGCGUGGACCGCUAUAGAUGACGUCACAGUGGAAAAUGGCUGUCUGUACGUCAUACCCGGCUCGCAUAAGCGAAACUUCAUCUAUCCACAUGGAAAUUUGCCUGACUCGAACAAGUUGUACCACGGCAUCCUGGAGCCGGCGGUGUCGGAGGAGCCCCGCGCGCAGCUGGAGAUGAGUCCGGGAGACACCGUGCUCUUCCACCCGCUGAUAGUGCACGGCUCCGGGCCCAACACCACCAAGGGCUACCGCAAGGCGCUGACCGCGCACUACGCGCACGAGGGCUGCCACUACGUGGACGCGCGGGACUCCGUGCAGCAGCCCAUCGUGCUGGAGAUAGAGGCCGAGUCCCGCCGGAGGGGCUUCCAGCUCAGCUUCGAAGAUGUAUGGCGCUACAAAAGUAAGCCCAUCCCCAGCAGAGGUCUGCAGUCCAAACUAUAAAGCUGCACAAAUAAUAAUUACGAGAAAUAAACAAAUGUAUUACAUUCGGCCAUAUUCCAAAAGUCAUUAAGUUAUCGAAACCAAAUCUAUCUAUCUAAGUUAUGAAUAUAAUAAUCAAUUGUGCAACUGUUAUAAGUAACAAAAGCACUUUAUUGUAUAUUUCGGAAAAAAAUUGCUUUGUAUAAUACGUACUUGGUUUGUUUUAUUUUUAUACGUUUUUAUACACUUUUACUUUUAUUAAAUUUAAUGUUACUUAUUUAUAUUGAAAUUUUAUGUUAAUGGAGAUUAUUUUUUACGUUUUUUUAUUAUUAAUUUAUCUAGCGGAUGUCCGCGACUUUGUCCGCGUGGAAUUAAGUUUUUCACAAAUCCCACAGGAAACAUGGUUUUUUCCGGGAUGAAAAGUAGCCUAUGUUUUAAUCCAGAGUGAAAUCUAUUUCCAUUCCAAAUUUCAGCCAAAUCGCUUCAGUAGCCGCAGCGUAAAGGAGGAACAAACAUACACACAAACUUUCGCCUUUAUAAUAUUAGUGUGAUACCAGUGCGAAGACGGGGUGGGUCGCUAGUUAUACAUAUAAACAUUCCUCUUCGAAUCAUUCUAUCUAUUUAAAAAAACCGCCUCAAAACCCGUUGCGUAGUUUUUUUACAGAUUUAAGCAUACAUAGGGACAAAGGAAGCGACUUUGUUUCAUACUAUGUGGUAUUUUGUUAAUGUCUACAACAACUGUUGUUAUACAGUUUCUUGCUCCAUAUUAGUAGUUGAUUAAGUGCUCAUAUUAAUAUUAUAAUUAAAAGUGGGAUUAUGUUUAUACUUACCAAAAUAUACUCCGAGGCAAAAUUAUCCGCCCACUUUAAUAUACUCGCGUCAUAUUCAAGAGGGCGGAUUGUUGUGCCUCGGAGUAUAUAUAAUGUUUUUACAAUAAGGGUAGUUAAGCUAAUAUGAAAGGUUGCGUUUUUAUACACAUAUUUUAUAUUUUUUCCUGUUAUAUUUAAUAAAAAAUUUCACUGAAGUGUGUAUCUUUAAUUUUUUUUUAAUCGAUAUCAAUUGCGACUGAGUUGCCCCCGUCCGAGCUCUUUCGUUCCAACGCAAUAUCACCGGUUGUGCCGCUAGUGGUCGACAUUUUGUUUUUUCUAUAGUGUGAACAAAGAUGUGAGGGACUUCUAAAAAAAUUGUAAUGAUUUCGUAGGAAAAAUCAAACCAAUGGCGUAAAAUUUAUAUAUAAAAUAUUUAUUUAUAAUCUUAGAUUUGGUAA
Messenger RNA from Bicyclus anynana (squinting bush brown), 3368 nucleotides. RefSeq names its product probable phytanoyl-CoA dioxygenase. The record is from RefSeq and is a predicted model, not a curated record. The coding region runs from base 41 to 2122 and encodes 693 amino acids. The transcript is spliced from 8 exons. Gene Ontology annotation, molecular function: phytanoyl-CoA dioxygenase activity. Lineage: Eukaryota; Metazoa; Arthropoda; Insecta; Lepidoptera; Nymphalidae. Gene Ontology annotation, biological process: fatty acid alpha-oxidation.